AUGCAGGGUAUUCUAGAUGCUUUUAACCAAUCCCAACAUGAACCGUUAUCUAUGAUUGGACAACCAGUUGUCUUUCCAUCUUCUUUCAUUGGUGGUCCCCGUGAUAUGCAACAAAGAUAUAUGAAUGCUAUGGCUCUUGUGCAAGAAUUUGGUAAGCCUGGUUUUUUCUUUACAAUCACUUGUAAUCCACAAUGGCCUGAGAUUCAAGAAGUCUUAAAACCAUUUGAAUUAUCAACCGAUAGACCUGACAUUGUUGCUCGUGUGUUUAGAAUGAAACUUGAAGAACUGAAAAAUGAACUCUUCAAACAAGACUUGCUAGGUAAAGUGCAGACGUAUUCAUACGUCAUUGAGUUUCAAAAAAGAGGAUUGCCACAUGCCCAUAUGCUACUUAUCAUGUUUCCACAAUUUAAAUUACACAAUCCAACAACUUACGACAAAUUUAUAUCUGCAGAACUUCCUGAUAGUAACUCAAACCCCUACUUAUUUCAGUUAGUCUUGAAACAUAUGAUGCAUGGUCCUUGUGGCUCUCAAAACCCAACUAAUGUGUGCAUGGUUGAUGGCCAAUGUAAGAAUCAUUACCCAAAGGAAUUUGUGGAUGAAACAAUUUAUACUCCAAAUGGGUAUCCCAAGUACAGAAGACAAAAUAAUGGGAUUUUUGUUUAUGUGCGUGGACGUACUUUGGACAACCGUUGGGUGGUACCAUAUAAUCCAUAUUUACUUGCUAAGUUUGAUUGUCAUAUAAACUUGGAAGUAUGCUCGAGUGUCAAACUUGUAAAAUAUCUCUACAAAUAUGUGUAUAAAGGUCAUGAUCGGGUUGCCUAUGUUGUGGGCACAACAACACCCGACACACCUCGUGAUAAGAUCAUUGAUUUCCAAACUGGCCGUUGGGUUGCUCCACCUGAAGCUUGUUGGCGUAUUUUUGCGUUCCCCUUGACAGAUAUGCACCCUCCUGUACUUGCUCUGCAAUUGCAUUUACCUAAUUUUCAGUACACUUCAUUCAAAGUAACAGACUCUUUACAAGAUGUUGUAACAAAUGCACGUGCCCAAAAAACUAUGCUUACUGAAUUCUUUGUCAUGAAUGCAACCAACACAUAUGCCAAGGCACUUAAUCUACUUCACAAAGAAUUUCCAAAAUAUUUUGUAUGGGAUCGAUCACACAAUAAUUGGAAUUUUCGCAAACAAGGUUCAAUAGUAGGGAGGGUUGUUACAGCAAGGCCAACUGACCAAGAAAGAUAUUUUCUUCGUCUGCCUUUGCAGUCCCGUCGCGCUCCUGUAUCAUAUGAGGACUUAAGAACAGUUGAUGGUGUUAUACAUGAUUCAUUUAGAAAUGCAUGUGUCGCGUUAGGUUUAUUAGAGAGUGAUAUUCCAUUGAUAGAUUGUCUGCGAGAAGCUGCACUUUUCCAAAUGCCCCAUGCUUUUGCACAAUUAUUUGCUACCAUACUUAAAUUUAUCGAAGAAAUCGACAGUAGUUUUAAUCCAGAUUCGUAUUAUAAUGGUGAUCAAACUUGUGAUUAG
This is a messenger RNA of Andrographis paniculata, 1515 nucleotides long. RefSeq lists its product as uncharacterized. The transcript has a single exon. Bases 1 to 1515 code for a protein of 504 amino acids. NCBI's taxonomy places the organism in Eukaryota, Viridiplantae, Streptophyta, Magnoliopsida, Lamiales, Acanthaceae. The record is from RefSeq and is a predicted model, not a curated record.